AUGGAACGUCUAUCAGGCGACGGCGAGGCAGCACUGAUUCUAGAUGAACUGCCUCGACCGCCUAAGAGAAAGUGGCGUAAACGAAAGCGCCAACAGAGACGUGCUCUGUGGAGAAGGCCAUACGGACGUUUUAGGAGCAACUUCGUUAACACUGAAAACAUACGAAAAGGGGUUUCGCCGGAAACAUCCUGGCCUCCGGGACGGCAUAAGCGGCCUCCGCUAGUGACCGAUGACCCGGCGGAAAAUCGAGACAACGAAGACCCGGAGUGGGAACCGAUGCGCCGACUCACCUGCGACGAAGAGCGAUACAAGGCCGUUUCCAGGGUCUGGCACAGCAGGAGAGCCCCAGAUCCCCAGGAGGACCUCACGACUUUUCACUACCGCCGACGCACACUGGGCAUCGGGCGUUCGGCGCUGCCGUCGUCUCGCAGCCGUCGCAAGCGCAAAGCUUCGCGCGACUCCCAACGCGACUCGGACGAAGCCAAGCGUCAGCGACUGGACACCGAAAUAUUCGACAGCAAGAUCGCAGAAGCCAAGCAGGACAGGGAACGCGAGAUGGAGAAAGCCCGAGACAAGCUCAAUCGAUGCCUGCGCGAAGUCCGAAAGGAAAGGAGAAGGCGCGAGAGACGAGACGAUAGCUCGUCUUCGUCGUCUAGGAGAUCCAAGAGAGGGCGCAGCAACUCUUCUUCUCGCAGUCGAAAACGACGCAGUUCGUCGAGGCGCAGUCGAAGACGCCACAGUUCAUCGGACAGCGACUCUUCGUCUAGAAGACGCAGGAGGAGUAGGUCUCGUUCUUCCCAGGUCGAACGAGACUCGUCGACCGCGAGGUCCGGAAGAAGGCGACGUCCUUCUAGAGACACUGGUGGCUAUUCGUCCUCGCGGCGCCGAAGUGGACGCAGCCGGUCCUCCGAGGACAGACGCAGCUCGACCUUAUCUUCCGAACUCAGCGAAGGCGGCUACUCGUCCAAGUCACGCAGGAGAGGUCGCCGCCGACGACGACGACGCUCCGAAAGCGCGACCGAUUCCUCGCGCAGCUAUCGCAGUUAUCGCAGCUCGAGGAGUCGCAGGAGCCGCCGUCGUACCCCGGACAGCGGCGACUCGUCGCCGAGAAGACGCAGAAGACGCGGUUCCUCCGAAAGCAGCGGUGGCUACGCAACCAGCAGGCGGAGCAGGAGCCGACGUCAUUCUCAAAGCGACUACGACCGUUCACCGAGCUAUCGGUCCAGGGAUGGGUCGGAGGAGGGUUCUCGAUACUGGAAGAUGCGGGAGCGAAAGAUCCGAGACGACUUCGAGGCCGACAGGCAAGACAUCAGCAGCAAGUACCACGCCGAGGUAGACAAGCUGGUAGCCGUCAGAAGAGAGGUGAGCCGCGUCAACGACUUCUACAUGGGACUGACGCACACCGACCCGCGGAUGCUGUCCGCUAGCAACGUGUGUGACUAUCAGAAGCUGGAUUCGAUGCUUCGAGAAAUGGAGAAAACGUACGCCACGGCGGCAUGGCGCUGA
This is a messenger RNA of Rhipicephalus sanguineus (brown dog tick), 1506 nucleotides long. Its product is annotated as serine/arginine repetitive matrix protein 2-like. The transcript has a single exon. Lineage: Eukaryota; Metazoa; Arthropoda; Arachnida; Ixodida; Ixodidae. The record is from RefSeq and is a predicted model, not a curated record. The coding region runs from base 1 to 1506 and encodes 501 amino acids.